Fonsecaea nubica is the source of this 609-nucleotide messenger RNA. RefSeq lists its product as hypothetical. Bases 1 to 609 code for a protein of 202 amino acids. Gene Ontology annotation, molecular function: carbon-nitrogen ligase activity, with glutamine as amido-N-donor. The record is from RefSeq and is a predicted model, not a curated record. Lineage: Eukaryota; Fungi; Ascomycota; Eurotiomycetes; Chaetothyriales; Herpotrichiellaceae. The transcript has 2 exons. Gene Ontology annotation, cellular component: mitochondrion.
AUGGCGCCAAUCCGCAGUUCGAAGCUUUUGUUCCUCCUCGACCAGCCGAUUUGCUCUCGAUGUACCCGCAGAAUUGCAACUUCGGGCCUGCGCUGGUCGUCCACAUCGACCGAAGCUCCAGCUUCACCUCUGAUGGCUAAAAUCAAGAGUGACUUGAAAAGCGCCAUGCGUGCAAAGGACACAUCAAGAUUAACGGUCCUCCGGGGAACCAUUUCCGAGAUCAACCAAGCCGCCUCGUCUUCCACGCCCAUAAAGUCAGACCUUCAGAUCCUUGCCUUGCUGCGUAAACGGAAAGCUGCCACGCAGGCAGCGAUAAAGGAGGCCGAAGCCGCGAAACGAGCCGACCUGGUAGAGAAGCAGGCGAAAGAGAUGGAGGUCAUUGAUGAAUUGGUGGGAAGUGUCAAGUUGAUGGAUCCUGCCGCCGUCAGAUUGGUGGUCCGAGGGAAGAUAGAGACGUUGAGAAGCACGGCGCAGGGGGAAUUAAAGCAGGGUGCCGUCAUGAAAGAGCUAUUGAAACCUGGAGGUGAGCUGGACGGCAAGCCAUUGGACAACAAAAUACUGGCAGAAUUGGUGAGGGAGGAGUUACUUAGCAACCACAACCCCUCGUGA